Molecule: messenger RNA, 2544 nt
Organism: Capsicum annuum
Lineage: Eukaryota; Viridiplantae; Streptophyta; Magnoliopsida; Solanales; Solanaceae
Product: pre-mRNA-processing protein 40A-like
Biological process (GO): mRNA cis splicing, via spliceosome
Cellular component (GO): U2-type prespliceosome; U1 snRNP
Molecular function (GO): protein binding; RNA binding
Source: RefSeq, a predicted model, not a curated record
AUGGCUUUUAAAGUUUCAAGCAUGCUACGGAAUCAAGUUGUUGAAAGGGCUUCUGCUAAAGAAGAAGCCAGCAUAUUACAAGUAGAACUAGAUUCACGGACACGAAGAUUAGAGACAAAAAAGAAUGAGUUACAAUCAGAAAAGGUUAAAGAGCUUAAAUCGGAGACUUUGCUGACAACUAUUCUAAGGGAGAAGCUCUAUUCCGAGGAGAUGGACAUAAAGCAACUUCAGGCUGAUCUAGCCGGAAUUGUUAGAGUGCAUCAAAAUUCAACUUGUGGUGCUACUAAAAAUAUUGGAACUGCUGCAAAACCUAAUGGCAUAAUCCAUGGACCUGUACGUGCUGAUAGACCUAAUGCAUUUAGUAACAACAGCUCAUCUAUUCUCUCUUGCAAACAAAUAGCAGUUGACAUUCUUUCUCAAACAGCAGGUUCAUCCAUGUUUGAGCUCCUAGACCAUGCUCUUGUUGGGCCUGGGCGUGAAGGUGGUGUUAGAAUUUUGGGGUUGAGUAAUGUCCAAGAUCUUUUCUUUACACAAUUAACCAUCUUUUCUUACAUUGGAAACGGACAGAGCAGUUGUAGAGAAUUUUUUCAACCUGAAGGGGAUCAGAUAAAUGAUCAUAGGUUUCCAUCAGGGGUACAACCCUGGAUGCCAAUAAGUAUUCAUAAUGUGAAUUCUGCGACAACUAUGCAGAAGACUGGAGAUUUAGCAGCUCCCUUGGUUGUUCCGGUGAGAAUUCAAUGUGUUUUAUUGUACCCGUUUUACAUAAAUAUUGUCAACAAAUACUAUUAUAAUAUAAGGACAAAAAUCUCUACCUGGGAGAAACCUCUAGAGCUGAUGAAAGAAAUGGAGAGGGCAGACACAUCAACUAACUGGAGAGAAUUUACAAGUCCUGAGGGAAGAAAGUAUUACUACAACAAGGUUACUAGAACGUCCAAAUGGAGAAUGCCUGAUGAAGUCAAGUUGGAUAGUGAAAAGAACACCAUUUCGCACGUUUCUGAUUUUGGAUCCAUUUCUGUUGUUAAAACAUUAUCCCCGGAUGUAGAUGGUUCAUUAGUCUCGGCACACGGUGCUAAAUCAAGCUCAACUACUGUGUCACCAGCUGCUAACUUACCAACUAUUGUGGCUUCAGAAUCAUCAAGUUUAUAUGGUAAGGUUUCUUCUCCGAUGAUUGAAAUAGUCGAAAUAAAGAAUUCUUCAGAACCUGCUUCACCAGGUGAUACUAAUUCGGAGAAAAUUGGAAUAGCAGUAACCUUGGGAAAUUCUGUCGCACCACCGAUUUUUGAGACUACUACAACUCAAGAUGCAGUAGUGUAUGGUGAUAGAUUUUCUUCGGAGAAUAGAGAGCUGUUAUGCUGGAUGUUGAUCCAACAAUUUUGUAGUGCAGUUGUUAGCAACCUGCUAACAGGUGAAGAAUAUGCUCCAACUUCCAAUGAGGCCAUGAGAGCAGUAAUUAAUGACCGGAGAUAUGGUGCUCUAAAAUCCCUUAGUGAGCCGAAGCAAGCUUUUAAUGAUAAUAAGUGGUAUUUUUCACAACAAUGUCCGUUUUUCUCAAUCUUACAAGAUUGCAAGAAGCUGUCACCAUCGUCAAGAUGGAGUAAGGCAAUCUCCAUAUUCAAACAUGAUGAAUGUUUUAAAUUUAUUGAGCGAGCUAAAGACCAUGAGGACCUUUUUGAAGAUUAUGUGGAGGAACUUGAGAAAAAGGAGCAUGCGAAGGCAUUGGAGAAGCAGAAGCGCAAUAGAGUGGAGUACUUAGAAUUUUUAAAAUCCUGUGACUUUAUUAAGAUAUUUGCCAGUAGCCAGUGGCGGAAAGUUCAGGACCGCUUGGAAACUAAUAAAAGAUGCUCCCACCUUGAGAAAAUCGAUCGCUUGGAGAUUUUCCAGGAAUACAUACGUGAUUUAGAGAGUGAAGAGGAGGAGCAAAGGAAACUGCGGAUGGAAGAAUUGAGGAAAGUUGAACAUAAAAAUAGUGAUGAGUUCCGAAAAUUGAUGGAAGAGCAUGUUGCUGCGGGAAUACUUAAUGCAAAAACUAACUGGCGUGAUUAUUGCAUCAAAAUUAAAGAUUUUGCUGCAUAUCUAGUUGUCUCAUCAAAUACUCCAGGAUCAAUAGUAAAAGACUUAUUUACAGAUAUUAUGGAUGAGCUGAAGAAACAGUAUCUUGAUGACAAGUCACAAAUUAAAGAUGCAGUUAGGAUGGCCGAGAUUGGAUUGAAAUCAACCUGGACGCUUGAUGAUUUUAAGGUUGCAAUCACCAAGUAUGUUAGCUCUCCACCAAUGUCAGAUACCAACUUAAAGUUUGUCUUUGAGGAGUUACUGGAAAGGGCUAGGGAGAAAGAAGAAAAAGAAGCCAAAAAACGUAAAUGUCUAGCAGAUGAGUUCUAUGAAAUCCUACAUGCAUUAAAGGAAAUUACUGCAUCAUCGAAAUGGGAUGACUGCAAAUCCCUCUUCGGAGAUAGAAUAAUGGGUGAUGAGGGCUUGCUGCUUGAAAUAUUUAACAAAUUUGUUAAUGAACUAAAAGAGAAGGAGUGCAAGCGUCAAGAGGAUUGA